This is a messenger RNA of Suillus discolor, 873 nucleotides long. RefSeq lists its product as uncharacterized. NCBI's taxonomy places the organism in Eukaryota, Fungi, Basidiomycota, Agaricomycetes, Boletales, Suillaceae. Bases 1 to 873 code for a protein of 290 amino acids. The transcript is spliced from 3 exons. The record is from RefSeq and is a predicted model, not a curated record.
AUGUUGGUGAUACAAUGGAUACCUGGCAAUUACGGGCGAAGAUGGAGGUGCCUAGAGAGAAGACAAAUAUUAGCCAGCCAAUGGAAGACCUCCCAACCAACCGGACUUGAGCCAGCUAUGGACUACUUCAUUAACGCUGAUAUACGUCCUGGAAUUGGUUGUCGUCGUAAGGUAUUGAACGUGUUUUUCAAGAAUGAGGAAGCAGAAUCUGAUCAUCACCAAUGUGACGCUCUUGAGACCUCGGGCUGUCUCCAGUGUCUCAUCACACAGUCGAGUGUCUGUUGCGAUAUUCACACACCAGCAUAUUUUGUCCCAUUCAUCUCUGCAAUCCUGAAACAACAAAAACAACUGUCACGCUCACACCUUGUCAAGUUUUCCAUGGCCUCACUUGAUUUUAAGUUGAUUGACAUGCUCAAGGACUGGCAGGAAGAAACUACUCUCAAGCUCUACGGCCAUGCUCAUUUGUAUGAUCUUGGACCUGGGAUCAUAAUGCCUAAUAGUAUUCUAGACUGCAUUGUUGAAUGCGCUCAUUUUUACAAGAUUAAAUCCACAGCCGACUUGGUCAAGGAAACUUGUUGGUCAGGAGCCAACAAACAUGGAGAUGAGAUUAUCGUGUUGAUUCACCAAGUCUGCCCACUUCCUACGCCCUUGACAUCAGCCCCACUGCAGCCUCAUACAAACCCGUCGAAUGCUAACGCAAGUGUGUCGGUCCCUCGUAAUGCGAAACGAAAGAUGCGAUGUAGUGCUUGUGGGGAGGAGGGCCAUAAUGCUCGUAAUCACCACUGUCGAGAGCAUCCUGCGAACCAAUCAUCUGCCACCAAGGAAAAUUCUGGCACAACCUGGAUUAUUAUCCCGCUGCAUGCGGGAUUAUAA